UCACUCUUCAGCAUCAGUCGUUCAAGUAUCUCAGUCCAGUGCGGUCGCGUUGUGUGUGCGUCUUCACUAUUUGAAAAAUAAGAAUAACAACUUUUUGCUGGCCCAUUAUCAGUGUGUCCACUCCAAGACACUUAACAGAGUGUUGUGUGCUUGUGUUUUUGUGUGUGCACAGUUGAUUGUGAGUUUAGAACCCAACAAGUACAAAGCCAUUAAAUCAUGGAUGCGGCUAAAUUGGCAUCGUCGGCCGUGAGUCGAGAAGAUGAGCUUCAGCAAUUGGCAAUCCAUGCGGCCGGAAAUCGAUUCCCAAAUGAACGGAGACCUUACGAAUUGCCACCGAUUGGUAGCGCUGGAUCACCGUAUCAACUUCCUCCGUCGGCGGCAGCUCAUCACAGUGCGUCGGCAGCUGCGAUGAUGGCCCAUCGCCAUUUGGCAGCCGCCGCUUCCGUCAAAUCCGAUCCCAACAUCAAAAUUGAAUUGGAAAACGCCGAAUUGUGGCAACAAUUCCAUCAGAUCGGCACGGAAAUGAUCAUCACAAAGUUGGGAAGACGGAUGUUUCCGACUUUGAAAGUCAACUUGAGCGGAUUGGAUCCCAACACGAAAUACUUUGUCCUGUUGGAUUUAGUCCUGGCUGAUGAUUCUCGAUUCCGUUUCAACGCCGGAUGGCUUCGUUCCGGCAAGGCAGAACCACAAUGGCCGUCGAGGAUUUACACCCACCCGGACAGUCCUGCCACCGGAGCUCAGUGGAUGAAACACGAAAUCUCAUUCCAAAAAGUCAAAUUGACCAACAACACCAUGGAUCAGCAAGGCCACUUGGUUCUCACCUCGAUGCACAAGUACGUUCCACGAAUCCACGUCAUCGCAGCUUCCGAUUACGCAAGCCUCCAUUGGGGAAUGCCUACGACCAUCAACACCGCGGCUUUCAACGUCUGCAGUUUCAUCGCCGUCACCGCCUACGCUAACGAUCGAAUGACGCAACUGAAAAUCGAUAAUAACCCGUUCGCCAAGGGAUUCCGUGAAAACGGCCAGCUUCGAGUGAAAAAGCGACAAUUGAGAGACAGUUCACCUGAAAACCGUAAAAAAUCUCGACCGAGCAGCGCUUCAAGCUCUCAUUCAUCACUCAACAUCACCGACGACGAAUGCAAUCCACCAACAGCGCCCGGAGUCCUCCAGGAUCCUGUCACUCCGCCACCUUCGUUGACAGUUUCGUCGUCAUCGCCCAUCAAAGGUUCACCCACCAACUUUUCAAUCGCUCGCCUAGUGGGAGAAACAACCAGCCCGGCACCCAUCAUUUUCCGACCUGAAAUGCAACAUCAUCAGCCGUCAUCCUUUCACCAUCUUCAUCCAGCCAUCCAUCCGUGGAUGGCAAAUCAGCAUCACCACCAUCUCAGUCCUUAUUCUUCUGUGUUUGCUCCGAGGCUGACCGGAUGGCCUCACCACUUGCCUUUGAUUCCUAUGAUGCACUUUUCUUCCAUGUUCCAGAAUGGCCCUCAUCACUUGAUGAUGGGAAGCCCUGGCUCGACCUCACUCACUGGAAAUCCUAAUGCGAACAAACUGUUUUAAAAAUUCUCGCCUUAUUUUCUUCGUUGUCCCUUUUUUAUUUUCUUUCGUGUAUUCCCUCUAGUCAAAAGGGGUAUGCCGCAUCACGUGCCUUCGCUCCGCACUCCCUGUUGAUAUAAUUGUAUUAUUUUCACGUUGAAUAAUCAAACAAACACAAAACAAAA
Molecule: messenger RNA, 1721 nt
Organism: Daphnia pulex (common water flea)
Lineage: Eukaryota; Metazoa; Arthropoda; Branchiopoda; Diplostraca; Daphniidae
Product: T-box-containing protein TBX6L-like
Exons: 6
Coding region: 217-1560 (447 amino acids)
Biological process (GO): positive regulation of DNA-templated transcription; cell fate specification; regulation of transcription by RNA polymerase II
Cellular component (GO): nucleus
Molecular function (GO): DNA-binding transcription factor activity, RNA polymerase II-specific; RNA polymerase II cis-regulatory region sequence-specific DNA binding
Source: RefSeq, a predicted model, not a curated record